CAUCAGAAUGUAAAACCAUUCUUACUUCAACAACAAAAAACCAAAAAGAUUCAAGUUUGUCACUGUUGCUGUCGCUGCCGCCUAAUAUGAUGAAAAAUAUAUUGCCACCUAAUGUGAUGAAGAAUAUAAAUUUGUCAUCUAAUGUAGAAAAAAAUAUAGUAGAUAUUGAAUUACCUACAAAUGGAAAGAUUUUGGGUGUUGGGAUUUUAGUACUGUCGGGAUUCUGGGAUCAGGAUUUUGAAUAUCAGAAUUUUGGAUAUCAGGAUUCUGGG
Molecule: messenger RNA, 272 nt
Organism: Cetraspora pellucida
Lineage: Eukaryota; Fungi; Glomeromycota; Glomeromycetes; Diversisporales; Gigasporaceae
Source: the annotation of a GenBank genome assembly